This is a messenger RNA of Cottoperca gobio, 557 nucleotides long. RefSeq names its product protein FAM180A-like. The transcript has 3 exons. The coding region runs from base 15 to 557 and encodes 180 amino acids. NCBI's taxonomy places the organism in Eukaryota, Metazoa, Chordata, Actinopteri, Perciformes, Bovichtidae. The record is from RefSeq and is a predicted model, not a curated record.
CCGGUCCCGGUUACAUGCAACUAACAUCGAGAGAGCGAUCAGGGCCAACCAUGCUGCCCUGGAGGAUGAUCAUUGUUGGUCUUUUCUACUGCUGCAUCAGAACAGGUGUCACACGAUGUCGGACUAAAGCCCUAUUCCCAGGUGCAAGCAGAAUAAAGCGAGGGGUGACAAACGUGGUAAACCCCACCUUCCACAACUCCUUUGAUGACGUUCAUCUAUUAUUUGAGAUCCUUCUGGCUGUCACACACUUUGAGACCAGUGGAGAGUUCUCAGUGCAAGAUGCUGAGCUGGCUUCCCUUCGCAAGACAAGAAACAUGGAAGUCAUCUGUGUGGAGGUCAUUCCCAGGAAGCUAACAGAUGUAUUUAGGCUCAUCUCUGGCCUUUCAAAUCAAAUUGGUCAUCUACAUCAGGACAAUUUUGAGCGCACCCUGCUUACCUUGGCAUAUACCGCCCAAGGGAUGGUCAAUUCCACUACUGAACACCAACGAAACAUGUGGGCCAAGUCUUUUGUUAGUUUGUACAAAGCCAUCAAGCAGGAUCUGACAGGGACACACUGA